This is a messenger RNA of Meloidogyne enterolobii, 1604 nucleotides long. NCBI's taxonomy places the organism in Eukaryota, Metazoa, Nematoda, Chromadorea, Rhabditida, Meloidogynidae. The record is from the annotation of a GenBank genome assembly.
UAGUACCGAUAUAUCUUGUUUUAAAGACGAGAAGUGCGGAGAAGGGUGCAUGGAGCAGACUUUUCUUGAAGUUUCGUGGAGCAAAUGUGAUGGUGAAAUAUUCGCUCAUACCCAUCUAAGUAAGAUACCUAAUAUUUUUACUUUCAAAUACAUAUUCAUUUUAGUUGGUGAAUAUGAGACAGGCCUGGAUCAAUCACGCAAGGAUAAUAAGAAGGAAUUCGAUCUGGAGAUAUAUGCUAAUAGCAGCUUCAAGAUGGAUUUUGAUGGAAGGCCAGAAACAUUUACAACAACUGGAAACAAGAAGAUUCACUGCCUUCCAACAACAGAAAAAAAUGCCAUUGUUGCACCAGAAACAUGGGAAAUCAAAAAUGCUGAUCUGCCGGGUAAAUAUAAAUAUCUGCUCGUCUUCCAUCUACUUCAGCAAAAGGCUACACGAGUGUACAUGGGAAAUGAAUACAAGGGAGAACCUAAUAGAACGGAGCCAGAUUGUAAUCUCUUCAUUCAAUUCAAAAGGAAGAACUACCAAUUCCUUUAUGUCCCGCCUCAGAAAUCGACUACAGUUACUACCACUACAACAACAACCGAACCAACGACAGCUACCAACAAAACAAUUCCAACGACAGGAACGCAGCAAGUAAACAGUACACCAACAGCAAGAGUGCAGGAAGUAAAGGACACCGAGAAAAAAAGUUAUGGUUGGGUUCUGGUGAUUCUGUUUUUGCUUGUAGCAGCUGGAAUUGGCAUUGGAUUCUAUGUUUGGCACAGCAAGUCAAAAAAAGCAAAGCAACAAGAAGAGGAAAUUGAAGAAGUCAACGAAGAAGGAUGUGAUGAAGAAGGCGAGCUACAAACGGCUUAUUGGGCUAACAUUGGCAAUGAGGACGCAAUCAAUGAGGCCAACUUCAAGCGGAAAAUCGCAAAACUGCCCUCAUUGGAAGACCAGUACGUCAGAGAAAUUUACGACAGGAUGAAUAAGCAUAAGGCAGCAGUCCACAAGAAAUUGCUCUUUGAAGUGUAUCUACCGGAAUUGCAGGAGAAAGGCUAUCCUAUUGUUGGCACAUACCGUGAGUGGAGAAAGAAGACUGGCUUUAACGUGAAACCGGGAGAGUCACGCGAUAUGCGCGAAGGAAGAAUACAAAAGGCGGCUGAGCAAAAGAAGGAGAAAGAAGCUGCCAAAAAGUAUUUCGAUGAGAAACAAUCCAAGGACUACUACGAUGAAAAUACCAAAGGUGGGGGAGAGAAGAUAGUGCAGGGAGAAGUGGAGGAAUUUGAACCGAAAGUGGAUUGGACUAAGAAGGACUCAAUUCUGAAGGAAUCGACUUCAAAGCACUCCGACGCGAAGAAGGAAUCGACUUCGAAGCACUCGGACGCGAAGAAGGAAUCGACUUCGAAGCACUCAACUCUGAAGACGGAUCCGGCACCGGAGAAGGCGGAUGCUGUAAAGAGCAAGCAGGCAAAUACAGCAUCAAGUAUUCCAGCGGAAAAGUCGGCGGUUGGGGAGACGGAUCAGUAAAUUGUUGAGAUGUUGCGGCUAAGAAUAGAACAGAAGUUGAGAAGAUAUUUGGAAAUAGAGAAUAAUUUGUAAAUAAUUGUAAAUCCUUCAUUCU